CACAUGCAGCAGCUGGUCAUGCUGUUGAUGUUGUGACAAUUCAACUCGUCUUAUCUUGUGAAGAUCACCAUUUUCUAUAUAGCCGCCCUUGUUGCGAACUACCUCAGCCAGCCAGAAAUAGGACCUUUGAUCUUAUUUCUACCUCCAUGCAUUGAUCAAUCCUAUCGCUGGUCGAUCGUUGCUCUACAUCAGUCAUCAUGCAUGGGUGAUUUGCACUGACUUGAACUUCGUACCCAAAAGGUACGUGUGCUAAACUAAAAUUGCAAUGUUGUGGUGCAAUAAUAUUGCAACAUUGGCCGAUGUACAAAACAGCGCACAUGCUGUCUCGUCUUCAUUGUCAACAACUGAGCUGCUCGGUUGUUUAGUGUUUAGUUUAGGCGUUCGUUGUCCACCGUGAACCGCUUGUUUGUAAAGUUGUCUCUCGGUAAGUUGCAGUCAGUAGAGUCAGGAUCACAUUGCUUGCCUGUGCUGUGUUAGUGUUAUCCCAUUUCGAGUGUCUACCUACGGGCCUACGGCUUCGCUUUUAUUGAGGUAGCACUAUGUUCAACCUGGAGUGGGAAUGGUUCUGUGGAAAGAACAAUACAGACUUGAGGAAAGACCAAUCUGAAUGGACCAGCAAUACGUGUUUCAUCAAUGGGCUAACAGCACUCCCCCCUGUGACGUUUACAGUAGUCUCCUCUCUAGCCUUACUCCUGACUUUAUGUUUCUCCGAAUCCAAGCCUAAAACCAAGUACUUAUUGCUGUAUCCAGGACACACCGCUCGCUGGGUGGUUAGCUUGAUUUCACUCCUGGUACUGGCUGCAGCUGUCGGUGAGGGCGCCCUCACUGACGCAACGUACAGAGCAUGGCAGCAUCCAACACAGCCGCAUCUGUACGUUCCCGGUGCCGCAUCGUUGGUUGCAAUGACACUGUCUCUUAUCUACUACCAUCACAUGGAGCUAUGGCAGACACCGUCAAUGUCUAUCCCUCUUGGAUGCUACUGGGCUACAGCUGCGGCAGGAGAGGGUUUACGCCUCAUUAACUUCAAACAAUUAAAACUAAUUGACGUUUACUUGUUGCGGUUUGAUUCAACAAUUACUAUGCUGGUGAUCCUCUGCAGCCUGUUCCUCAUUGAAGUCAAUCUAAUAAGAAUUAAAGUCUUGUGCAAACAGAAAGUUAGUUACAAGCGCAUCCACACGGACCUUACAAACCCAAACAUGCACUUCCUGAGCAGCUACGUCAAUCUUCCUUCGUCGGUGACCCUCUGGUGGAUGAACUGGCUGAUUGCAAAGGGUUACAAGAAACCUCUUGAGAUUACUGACUUGGGUGACAUACCGGAGUACCACCAGGCACAACACAAUCACCGUAAAUUUAAGGAAGCCUUUGAAAUUGAGCAGGCCAGGGCAAAGAGGAAAGGUACUAGGCCAUCUAUGUGGAGGAUCUACUUAAUGGUGUAUGGAUUUGUGAUGCUGAAGUCUGCUGUGCUGAAGAUAAUCUAUGACAUGUUGAACCUUAUCGGUCCUCUAUGUAUAGGAGCUCUUACAGCUUAUGUUGUUUCACUCGCCUAUCCUGAUGAAUCGCAGCAGCUGGUGGAACCGCAUUUUGUCACAUUCAGGGAGUUUUUCACCAACGGCUUUGUCUUGAUCGCAGUCUUAUUCCUUGCACUGUUAGUGAAGUCAAGCUUCUUUACCAGAUACUUUCACAUCGUCUACUUGGAAAGUGCAAAUGUCCGUGCUGCACUUCAGACUAUGGUGUUUGAGAAGGCACUGAGACUGUCUACCUUUGCUACCACUGGAGGCCAGAUGACCAUGGGUCAGAUUACCAACCAUAUGGCCAGUGACGCAACCAACAUUAUGACAUCGGUGCAGACGGUUAACUUCUUGUGGUCUUCGCCCAUCAAGAUUACCUUAAUCCUUGUGUUGACGUACUUCCAGAUUGGUCUAUCAGCACUCAUUGGUGCUUCGUGCUUUCUAAUAGUUAUACCUUUACAGGCUAAAGUGGGAGCCAUCCUUGCAAGUAGACAGAAGGCCAUCUUACUUUGUGCGGAUCAACGUCUCAAGCAAACCAAUGAAGUUCUCCAAGGAAUCAAACUACUGAAGAUGUACGCAUGGGAGCAACUCUACUGCGAAGCUAUAGAAGCUGUUAGGAAAAGAGAGCUCCGCCAUCUACUUUGGAUAAAUACUUGCCUUAUUGUUUCAGUUUUCAUGACGCUGGGCUUACCUUUCUUGGUAACAUUUAUGGCAUUUAGCACGUACACCCCUCUCACUGGUAAGCUUCUGACGCCUGAUAUAACGUUCUCUACUCUGGCACUGCUCAAUGAGAUAGCUAUACCACUGUACAACAUUCCAUUGUCACUGUCAGCGUUUGUUAGCGCGGUCGUCAGCUCUCGGCGCUUGAUGACGUUCCUCUUGGCGCCCGAGGUAGAAGGGAGGCAUAAAACAUCGGAGGAACAUGACGACGAUCUGGAGCCCAAAGUCAAGAUACAGGGUUCUAUUGGUACGCAAACUAACAACGAAGACCUGGAUGGGAAUGAGCUGAUAGAGAUGAAUGAGAUUUCCAAAGCAGACUAUGGUGAGACUGUGCCCCAGUGGAGUUCACACUCACCAGCAGUAAAGAUCUCUAAUGGUAAUUUUUCCUGGGAUCCUGACAGCGAGUCAGCGCUGCUUGCCGAUAUUAAUGUGGAGAUACCUGCUGGGAAGCUGACCAUGGUGAUAGGACAGGUCGGUAGUGGCAAAUCAUCUCUUCUGUCGGCCAUCUUGGGUGAAAUGGCAACACUCUCUGGCAAUGUUGAAAUCAACCAAGAAAAAGGACAGAUUGCUUUUGCUGCACAAAAACCAUGGUUGCUGAAUGCAUCUUUGCAAGAAAACAUUCUAUUUUCAUCCGACUUUGAAAGUAAAAGGUAUAACGAUAUAUUAGAGGCGUGUGCACUCCAACCAGAUAUCUCUAUUUUACCAGCCGGGGACGAGACUGAGAUUGGAGAGAAAGGUAUCAACCUAAGCGGAGGACAGAAACAGCGAGUUAGCGUCGCACGUACCAUGUAUGCAGACAGGGAUAUCAUUAUACUGGAUGAUCCAUUGUCGGCACUCGACGUCCAUGUUGGUCGACAACUAUUUGAAGAAGGCAUUAUAAAGCUACUUCUGAACAGAAAGAAAACUGUGAUUCUUGUUACUCAUCAACUGCAGUAUCUGAACAGGGCUGAUCUUAUACUGGAAAUGAAAGAUGGUCGCAUUGCCGCCAUUGGGGACCUGGAUGACAUCAUUAAAGCUGAUCCUGAGAUGUAUGAAGAGAUCAAACAAGUGGCAGCAGUGGGAUGGGACGACAAUCGCGCAGAAAGUGCUGAGGAAGAACGCCACAUCUUGCAGCAAAUGGUCUCCAAAAUUUCUUUAGAGGAUGACAAAGAGAAAGGAGACCUUGUUGAGAAGGAGGAGAUUGCCCGGGGCGCCGUUUCAAUCCAGAGUUAUUUAUACUUAGUGAGAUCUAUUGGAUGGGGCUUGAGUGCUGUGACUAUUCUAGCUUUCGUCGUUCACUCUGGUUUCGCUGUCUCAACAAACUUUUGGCUGUCCGGUUGGUCAGAAGCAGGUUUGUCCAACGAGAGCCAGAGGUCACAAGAUGCAUUCCUAGUUGGCUACGCAUCGUUAUCGUUAGCCUCGGCCCUCAGUCAACUACUCUCUGUAGCAGCAGUCAUGAUGUCUUUCUGGAUUGCUGCUAAGCGUUUACAUGCUAGAAUGUUGAGGAAUAUUAUACGUGUGCCUCUAAGAUUUUUCGAUACCACUCUUAUUGGACGAGUGCUGAACCGAUUUUCAAAUGAUGUGCAGCAAGUUGAUUUUAGAUUGGCGAAUAAUAUGAAUGGGCUUCUGAUCACUAUUAUGCAGUGUAUAUCCUCGCUGGUCGUUGUUUCCAUAGUGAUGUACCUCUUUGUCAUUUUCAUCGUUCCUAUAGUCGUCGUUUACUUCAUCCUCCAGAAAUACUUCCUUGCCUCAUCCAGGGAGCUUCAACGAUUAGAAAACACAAGUAAAUCACCAGUGUUGGCUUACUUCUCCGAGAGUCUUGGAGGCCUGUCAACACUCCGUGCAUACGGGUAUGAACAGAAGUUCUUCAGGACCAUAUUAAAUCUGAUUGAUAAAAACACAGCGGCGUUUGUAUAUGUCCACUCAUCAAUGCGAUGGUUGGGAUUCCGUCUGGAUUUUUUGGGUUCUCUACUCGUCUUCUUUGCCACUCUGUCAACAUUGACUGGUGCAGUGUUGUUUGGCAUCGACCCGAGUCUGGUUGGACUUAGUGCAACGUAUGCUCUUCAGGUUUCGGUGUACCUGAAUUAUCUUGUGGUGAACCGCUCCAUGGUUGAGAUGAUGAUGAAUGCAGUGGAACGAAUCCAGUACUUCACCGAAGUCAAUACUGAAGACUAUGGAGGUACGAAACCACCAUCCAGUUGGCCCCAAAAGGGAGACAUAAGGAUAGAGGAUAUCUCGGUCCGCUAUGCCUCGGAUCUUGAUGCAGUCUUAACGGGUGUUUCAAUUCACUGCAAGGCUGGUGAAAAGAUUGGUAUCUGUGGUCGCACAGGAAGUGGGAAAUCAUCAUUGGCUCUAGCUCUUCUGAGGGUUAUUGACACUUUUGAAGGUUGUGUAUUUAUCGACGAUGUCGACAUUAAAUCUGUACCCCUGACGACACUCCGAGGUCAAAUGUCUAUUAUUCCACAAGACCCUGUGCUUUUUACUGGAUCAAUAAGGCACAACCUUGAUCCUGAAGAGACGCUUUCUGACAAUGAUUUGUGGCAUGCUUUGGAGAUUGCACAAAUGAAGCUUGUUGUAUCCAAUCUCGAUGAAGGAUUAGAUGCAAAGGUGACAGAGGGAGGAGAGAAUUUCAGCGUUGGACAACGCCAGCUUUUUUGCUUAGCUCGGGCCUUUAUAAGAAAGUCUCGCAUUCUUAUCAUGGAUGAGGCAACUGCCUCAGUUGACAUGGAAACGGAUAAACUACUUCAAACAAUUGUGGCAACUGCUUUCAUUGACCGAACAGUCCUAACGAUAGCACACCGCAUAGCAACUAUCAGGUCAUCCGACAAAAUUCUCGUCUUGGACGCUGGACACGUAGCAGAAUUCGGGCCUCCUGACGAACUGCUUGCAAAUGAGGAGGGAAUAUUUUCAAGUUUAGUCAGGGAUCACUGACAGCAGCCAAGUAUCAUAUCUACUACUGCUCAUUGAGAAAAGGUUCUGAAACUUGCUUAGCACAGAAUUGUUUUGCUGAACACAAACGGGUAAUCAUCGGAAAUUACUUGACAUUUACACUAUUGUGACUUUAGCCCCAUUCAAUUUUUGCGUAGCAAAGAAAUGUGUCAAGCAGUAUUUUCUGGGUGAAAUUUGGCCCUGGGCCGAGGAGUGUGCAGAUUCCUUUUGUUGUUUGUUUGUUUGUUUGUUUGUUUGUUUGUUUGUUUGUUUGUUUGUUUGUUUAGAUUAUCUUCCCAUCAAGGGAACUCACACUUCCCUUAAAGGGAUAUAAAAACCAAACUGGUAACAGCCAAUCUCUCUCAUACCAACAUAUGUUUAAUGUCUAUGAUUAUGAAUUGCACAAAUCAAGAAAUUGUGAU
Molecule: messenger RNA, 5557 nt
Organism: Asterias rubens (European starfish)
Lineage: Eukaryota; Metazoa; Echinodermata; Asteroidea; Forcipulatida; Asteriidae
Product: ATP-binding cassette sub-family C member 9-like
Exons: 32
Coding region: 540-5138 (1532 amino acids)
Biological process (GO): potassium ion transport; transmembrane transport
Cellular component (GO): membrane
Molecular function (GO): ABC-type transporter activity; ATP binding; ATP hydrolysis activity
Source: RefSeq, a predicted model, not a curated record